Sycon ciliatum is the source of this 2746-nucleotide messenger RNA. RefSeq lists its product as uncharacterized. NCBI's taxonomy places the organism in Eukaryota, Metazoa, Porifera, Calcarea, Leucosolenida, Sycettidae. The transcript has 7 exons. The record is from RefSeq and is a predicted model, not a curated record. The coding region runs from base 70 to 2253 and encodes 727 amino acids. Gene Ontology annotation, molecular function: protein binding; mRNA binding; translation initiation factor activity. Gene Ontology annotation, cellular component: eukaryotic translation initiation factor 4F complex.
CUGACUUACGAUAAUACCAGUAUUUCUGCUAAGGCUCACGUCGCAAAGGGACACCAGUAGUAUAUGUAGAUGUCGUCUCUCAACUGCAAGUGCUGCGGCUCAUCGAGCACAAUCCUGAAGUUUGUCUCCUGCCUGCAUACGUUGUGUGUGCCCUGCUUGCGAAACAACAUAGCCUUUGACGGUUCUAUCCAAUGUCCACAAUGUUUUUCUAGAACCGAGUUACGUUUUGGCCUUGAGCCAUUAUGUUCCCUUCCGAAUGCUGUGGUCGAUGGAGAUUCGGUUGCAGGUGACAAGAGACAGAACACACCAAUAGUAUGUGAAGAGUGUGGAGAUGAUACCUUGGCGACAAGCAGUUGUGACAACUGCCAUGUGAAAUUGUGCGAUGCUCACGCUGGUGUUCAUCCGCUGAACAAAACCACAAAGGGACAUGUGGUCAAGCCAUUAUCCCAAGAGACGCCAGGCUCGUCUGCUGCAGGAUCGACCAGCAGAUCUGCUGCUACACAGCACAGGUGUGUACUGCAUACAAGUGAGUUCGUUGAUGGAUUCUGCGUACAGUGUAACCAGUUGCUGUGUCCAAAGUGCAAGCAGGCACAUUCACUCAAGAAAGAUCAUCAAGUCUUGGACAUAGCCAGUGCUGGUCAAAAGACUCGGGAUAUGCUAGCAGAUAAGCUUGCCAGCAGUUCAUCAACAUGUGAUGGUGUUAUAACCCAAGCAUUGAACAAUGUUCAAACAAACAUUCGGAAGCUAAACGACCAAACAGAGCAGGCCUCAGCAAAAGUCACGGAAUUCUCCAAACUGUUGAUCGACUCAGUUGAGAAACGUCAGAAUGAACUCCUUGCUGAGCUGGAUGACAUGCGGUCUAAGAAGAUUCUGUCAUUGGAGAAACAACAAAGUCGACUUCAAGAGUGCGUGUCGCCAGAAGAGACUGCUGCAAAUAUUAUGAAAUAUAUCACAGACGAUGUUGACCUGCUCCGUAUAUGGACAUGGAUCGACGAGUCACUUAACAAAGCGGUAAGAGUGGCCGAAGAAAAUAGAGUUCCGUAUGUGUCCAGUGGGCUUGUGUUUGCCAGCACUGACGCCGCACAACUACUGAAUGACAUUGGCAAGUCUGGUACUGUACUGGAUGUAGCUGAUCAUGCUGUACUGGAUUGUCCAAACAAAGCAAUGACUCAUGAUGAUGUCAUGCUCAGAGUUGAGAUGAUGCCAUCACCUGCUGCUGAUGCUGGCAGUGCCAGUGCUACCAAUACCAGUGCAUGGCAUUUCAGUCAGGAUGAACUCCACAACAUCGGACUGCAGAUUUCCAUAGAAAAUAUUGACGAGGAUCAUUUUCCAGUUGUGAGUCACGUCUUUGAAUCAUUACCUGGACGUAUAGAGGUUGGUCUUGGUCGAAUACAAGCUGGUCGCUACAGUGUCUCAGCUAUGAUUGGCAACAGGCACUUGCAAGGCAGUCCACAGCAACUCAUGGUAACAUCCACUGAGACUGAUAGCAGCACAUUGAAGCAGCAUGUCAAGAUUGUACUCGCUCAGGCAACGACGAUCCUGAACAAUUUGACUCCACGUAAUUUCAAGGCACUUGCUGCGGAGAUUUAUGAGUUGCCAAUAAACUCAGAAGAGCUGGUGAACGGUUUGGUAGAGAUCAUCUACAACAAGGCAAUAUGUGAGCCAACUUAUUGCAAGCUCUAUGCUCGUAUUUGCAAGCGUGUACAAACUUUGCAAGUGCCGGCUGAUGCAGGCAAUACAGUGACGUUGCGCAAGGUUAUGCUAUCCAAAUGCCAGAAAGAUUUUGAGGAAAGGAAGGAUGUGGUCCUUGAAGAUCUGAAGAAGAAGCACCUCGGAGAUGAAAAGAAACUGACGAGUGAAGAGUUGAAGCAGAGGACUGCUGAUUACGAACAUGAGGUCAGCGAGGUCAAGAAGCGGUGGCUCGGCAACAUUCAACUCAUCGGCGAACUCUUCAAGCUGCAAAUAGUAACUCAGCCAGUUGUUCACGAAUGUUUGGUCAAGUUGCUGCAGAGUGCUGAAGACAAAGUAUCGCUGGAACUGAUGUGCAAACUAUUUGAGUGCACAGGACACUUGCUCGACCAUGAAAGGGCUCGUAGUCGCAUCGAUAACUACUUUCAUUAUAUCGAGAAAAUUAUGAAGCACGCUGGCAACAAGGCCGUGUCAGCAAGAAUACGUCUCAUGCUCCAGGAUUUGGUCGACGAAAGGAAGCAUGGCUGGAACUCUGCGUGGAGGGCAAGAAGCCCAGAACUCUAGACUUUAUGAAGCAGGAUACUGCUCAGGCUGAGAAAGCCAAGGCAGCAGAGCAUGCAUCAGCAGCUCCUCUAUGCCACCUGGCAACUCACAUACAGUGGUAGGAUUCUGCCCGCAGAGGAAGCACGAUUGAAACAAUUACGGACGUUUGACUACUUGCCAACUGAAGGUAUACGGAUCUAUUUAUUUUAGUGAUUAGUUAUCAAUUAUCUAGUCAGUCUCACCGAGACUCACGCGAGCCGUGGAUUUUCUUAAAUUUUAAAUCAUUUUAGUCUUUCAUACGGUUGAUCAUUUGCUAGCCUUUUGACCAAUUUCGUGCCUACGCUACUCACGUUGACAACAAUUUUUCUUGCGGUCUUGUAAUGAUAACUGUAGCACUGGUUUUAGCGUUCUAUGGUCUAAUAAUAAUAAUAAUAACUUUAUUAGGAUGACCCAAAGGCUGACCGCCUAUCGUGGGGUCCGUCGCAUUGAAGGAUGAUGGUACAAGAGAGUACAG